Molecule: messenger RNA, 2197 nt
Organism: Choloepus didactylus (southern two-toed sloth)
Lineage: Eukaryota; Metazoa; Chordata; Mammalia; Pilosa; Megalonychidae
Gene: HRH3
Product: histamine receptor H3
Exons: 3
Coding region: 19-1368 (449 amino acids)
Biological process (GO): adenylate cyclase-activating adrenergic receptor signaling pathway
Cellular component (GO): membrane
Molecular function (GO): histamine receptor activity
Source: RefSeq, a predicted model, not a curated record
GCGUGAGCUGGCGGGGCCAUGGAGCGCGCGCCGCCCGACGGGCAGCUGAAUGCGUCCGGCGCGCUGGCGGGCGAGGCGGCGGCGGCGGCGGGCGGGGCGCGCGGCUUCUCGGCCGCCUGGACCGCGGUGCUGGCCGCGCUCAUGGCGCUGCUCAUCGUGGCCACGGUGUUGGGCAACGCGCUGGUCAUGCUCGCCUUCGUGGCCGACUCGAGCCUUCGCACCCAGAACAACUUCUUUCUGCUCAACCUCGCCAUCUCCGACUUCCUCGUGGGGGCCUUCUGCAUCCCGCUGUAUGUGCCCUACGUGCUGACCGGCCGCUGGACUUUCGGCCGGGGCCUCUGCAAGCUGUGGCUCGUGGUGGACUAUCUGCUGUGCGCGUCGUCCGUCUUCAACAUCGUGCUCAUCAGCUACGACCGCUUCCUCUCGGUCACUCGUGCCGUCUCGUACCGGGCCCAGCAGGGUGACACGCGGCGGGCGGUGCGGAAGAUGGCGCUGGUGUGGGUGCUGGCCUUCUUGCUGUACGGGCCGGCCAUCCUGAGCUGGGAGUACGUGUCCGGCGGCAGCUCCAUCCCCGAGGGCCACUGCUACGCCGAGUUCUUCUACAACUGGUACUUCCUCAUCACGGCCUCCACGCUCGAGUUCUUCACGCCCUUCCUCAGCGUCACCUUCUUCAACCUCAGCAUCUACCUGAACAUCCAGCGGCGCACGCGCGGCCGGCUCGACGGGGCGUCCGAGGCCGCCGGCCCCGAGCCCCCGCCCGCGGCCCAGCCCUCGCCGCCACCGGCACCGCCACCUGGCUGUUGGGGCUGCGGGGGCUGCGGGCCGCGGGGCCGCGGGGAGGCCGUGCCGCUGCACGGGUGCGGGGCCGGCCAGGGGGCCGCGGGUGCCGAGGCGGGGGAGGCGGCCCUGGGGGGCGACGGGGGCGCCGCGGCCUCGCCGACCUCCAGCUCGGGCAGCUCCUCGCGGGGCCCUGAGCGGCCGCGCUCGCUCAAGAGGGGCUCCAAGCCGUCGGCAUCCUCGGCCUCGCUGGAGCGGCGCAUGAAGCUGGCGUCCCACGGCUUCACCCAGCGCUUCCGGCUGUCGCGCGACAAGAAGGUGGCCAAGUCGCUGGCCGUCAUCGUCAGCAUCUUCGGGCUCUGCUGGGCGCCUUACACGCUCCUGAUGAUCAUCCGAGCCGCCUGCCACGGCCACUGCGUCCCCGACUACUGGUACGAGACGUCCUUCUGGCUGCUGUGGGCCAACUCGGCCGUCAACCCCGUCCUCUACCCGCUGUGCCACUACAGCUUCCGGCGAGCCUUCACCAGGCUGCUCUGCCCCCAGAGGCUCAAAAUCCAGCCCCACGGCUCCCUCGAGCACUGCUGGAAGUGAGCGGGGCCUCGUUUCUGGGGAGACCCUAGACCUUCUGCAUCGCUGUGGGCGUGGGGGUACCGUUUGCUCCCAGGUCCUGGCUCCCUCCCGGGAGGGACGAUCCAGGGGUCCCCGCUGAGCCAUCCACGCUCACGGACAGGGCAGCGGCCAGCGGCGUCUGCCCCUCCAAAGCACUUGCCUGGCCUGGGCUCCGGACCCCCGGUGCAGCGUCUCCUCCUGCACAUGCCCGCACCCGUGCCCUCCUCUGCUGCCGUCCGUCUCCUGCUUCAGCGCCGCCGCCCCACUUCCAACUCUCUUUCCAAAAAGUGCCAAGUGACCCCCCAGGAACCUCGCAGCCGUGCUCUGCAUUUCCAUUCCGGGAGUUUUCAGGAAGAUGAAAAAGAAGAAAACACGUCUGUGAACUUGAUGUUCCUUGGAUGUUUAAUCGAGAGAGACAAGAUUGCGAGGAGCUCCGGGCUGGAUUGGCAGGUGUGGGCUCCCACGCCCUCCUCCUUCGUGCUGUGGCUUCCGUCUGAGCGGCGCCAGCUGCCGGCCCGGCCCGCCCCCCAGCCUCCGGCUCAGGGCGCUGGGUGGGGUGUGGGGGGCCAGCGGGCAGCUGGCAGCGGGGCCGAGCCUCCCCUGUGCCAGGUGGGAGCCCACCCCGCCAGCUCCAUCUGCUCAGCCGGAAGGGGCUGGGGAUGUCGGGGCGAGACCCAGGGCCCCGCAGUGCCCGGGCAUGGGCUGCCUCACCCGUGCACCAAGUCGGGCUCUGCAUGCCCCACCCCCCGUGCCCACUCUCGCUGCCACUGCCAAACUGUGUGCUCCCCAAUAAAGUGUAUUUUUUUUUUAA